AAUCUCAAGUGGUAAGUCAACCCCACAAGAAAAUGUUUGGUGAACCAAGAAGCACCACCAUUCAAAACCACCCCCUCACUUUCUAUAUAAAAGAAACCACAUACAACAUCUUCAACACAACACAGACCUCUCUUGUAAAUCAAAACAAACCCACUUCAGUAUUUCUUGAUUCAUGCUUCCCCUACCAUAUAAUCAGUGAUCAUUCUUCCGUAGAAUAUCUUUCUUGUUUAAAUCUUGUCUUUUCUUAUAAAACAGAUUCGAUUUUUCGGUCACCUGAUUAAAGCAGAGGCUAAGAGAGAGAUGAAGAUGAUAGGAAACAAUAACAUGGGCAGCUCGACAAGAAGGAUUUCAACAAGAGGAUUUGGAGGAGUGCUUAAAGAGCAAAAAGCAAGACUGUAUAUCAUUAAGAGAUGUGUGGUCAUGCUUCUUUGUUAUCAUGAUUGAUUCAGUUCAUAGUUUACUUAGAAGUUUUCUUUUUGUCGGAAAGAUUGUAAGUAGAAAAAUGACGACACAAAAGAGCUUCAACAGUUUUGUAACCAUAUAUCUUGGCUUUUGAUUUGCGAUUUUAUACUAGAUAUUAGUUUUACU
Molecule: messenger RNA, 588 nt
Organism: Cynara cardunculus var. scolymus (artichoke)
Lineage: Eukaryota; Viridiplantae; Streptophyta; Magnoliopsida; Asterales; Asteraceae
Exons: 1
Coding region: 301-444 (47 amino acids)
Biological process (GO): negative regulation of cell population proliferation
Source: RefSeq, a predicted model, not a curated record